GCUGAAACCACCAUUUUCCUCCAGCCAAAACAAAAACUAAAAAAAAGCUUUAUCAUGUCUAGCUCUUCUGAGAUGGUUUCUGAGGUGUCUGAUGCUAACUCUGCUCCUACAGAUGUUUAUGCUGCUGCUGCUGUUGCUGCGUCGUCUUGCGAGUCGUCCGAGGAGGUUUCUUCUGACUGGUUCCAUGACAUAGCCAGUGUUGUUGCUAGAAACCUGAAUUUCGUCCCACCAAGGGACUUGGACCUGUUCCAAGUGAUGUUCAACAUGUCAAGAAGGACAUUUGAGUAUGUCUGCUCAAUUGUUAGAGAGGCAAUGAUUCCCAACCCAGAUUUCAGCUUCAGUGACGGCAGGCCAAUGACGCUUUACGAUCAAGUUGCUGUAGCCUUGAGAAGGCUGAGUUCAGGAGGUUCCCUGAAUCACAUUGGUGCCUCCAUUGGAGUGCACCCUUAUGUUGUGAGUAAGGUGACCUGGACUUUCGUCCAGGCCAUGGAGACCAAGGGGAGAGUCCAUCUCAGCUGGCCGCGAUCCCACCAGGAGCUCACCACGGUUAAAUCAAAGUUUGAACAUCUUUACGGCCUCCCAAAUUGUUGCGGCUCAGUGGACGUCACUCACAUUCUGCUGAUGCUGUCAAGAUCUGAGCCUGGAGUUCAGAUUUGGCUUGAUCACAUUGACAACCACAGCAUGCUCUUAAUGAGCAUUGUUGACUCUGAUUUAAGGUUCAUGGAAAUCCUUGUAGGAUUUCCAGGAAUCUUGCCUGACUCAUUAGUUCUCCAAAAUUCCAAAUGUUUUCAUUUAUGUCAGAAUGGAGAUAGGUUAAAUGGUGAGAAACUUGAUUUGUCUGAAAAUGCUGAGAUGCAGGAAUACAUAAUUGGCGAUUCAGGUUUCCCGCUGCUGCCUUGGCUUAUGACUCCUUACCAAGGAAUGAACCUCCAACAAUCCCAAGCUGGUUUCAACAGGCAUCUCAUGGCGGCUCAUGAUGUGUCGCAGAAAGCAUUCUUGAGGCUGAAGCAAGUGUGGAAGAUGAUUGAUGGUGUGAUGUGGAAACCUGACAAGCACAAGUUGCCGAGGUAUAUAUUUGUGUGCUGCAUUCUGCAUAACAUCAUCAUUGACAUGGAAGAUGAGGUGUUGGAUACCUUGCCUGUUUCGCUGCCUCAUGAUCCUGGAUACUGGACGCAGCCCAGUUACUAUGCCGAUGAUGAAGCAGUGGUCUCCAGGGACAUUCUGUCCCAGUACCUGGCUCUAACAGAGGAGGAUCCUUCGUCAAGUGAUGCAUCCGAAGACAACUGAUAGUCGGAAGAGCUCUGGAUCGAUUCAAGUUUAGUAUGAAAAUGCUCGUUUUUUAGUUUAGCAGCAGUGUCUCUGUCUCAAUGCUGCUGUGGCUGUUGUGCUAGUUGUUUUUUUCAUCAGACUCUGCUCUGGAACUUUUUACAGAUGUUUUGUAAUUCCCAAAGACAAACUUCCUUUUUAUGCAUGGGAUUUU
Messenger RNA from Oldenlandia corymbosa var. corymbosa, 1480 nucleotides. Lineage: Eukaryota; Viridiplantae; Streptophyta; Magnoliopsida; Gentianales; Rubiaceae. The record is from the annotation of a GenBank genome assembly.